This is a messenger RNA of Spirometra erinaceieuropaei, 728 nucleotides long. The record is from the annotation of a GenBank genome assembly. Lineage: Eukaryota; Metazoa; Platyhelminthes; Cestoda; Diphyllobothriidea; Diphyllobothriidae.
AUGUCUUAUGGCCAGACAGGCUGGUUUGGAGGCGGGCCUUGGUUUGUCCGGGCAGUGGAGAGGCAAUGCAGGAGCGGUGGUGGCGUCCAGAAGGCGUCCUCCGGUCCCAGUUGGUCAACGUCAAUAAUCCUUCGUCUCUCGAAGCCAAACAAGCUGACGGCUGACGAUGACUACGACCUCGGGGAGGAUCGAAUGAAAAUCUAUCUCGAAUCCAUUGACGAAGGCAGCUGGGCGGCCGCCAUUCUAGGUUGGCUAGACGAGGUACACUCCGCUUCCAUGGCAGCCAGUGUCAUGUCCACGCGACAGUAUCUGAGCGUCUGCGGCGGAAGUUUGGUUGUUCUCCAAUGCCAUGGGUUGCUCGCGCAACCCUGAAGGAACGCCGCCAGCGCCCCGGUGAUUCGGUCGUUGACCUCCUGCAACACUUGCAUUUCCUGGCUAAUCAAGUGUUUUCAAUGGACAACUGCGCGACUCUCGAGGACCGGAUUCUAGAACGCUUCAUGGAUGACAUCGUCAACCCUGAGAUCCGGCGACAAUUCAUUCGUGCUUCUCUUUAAGCCCUCAAAGCGGCACUCGCUAUCGCUCACGAUGAAGAGGCAAUCCAAGCGGGGUUUCCUGCGACACCUGGACCUACCUUCUCAGCGAUCCUCGCUCGCCAGCUGCCGACAGAUGGUCGGCGCCUUCGCCUUGGGACAACGACCGACCUGCGACGUUGGCACCCAAACGGCUAG